Molecule: messenger RNA, 1212 nt
Organism: Chanos chanos (milkfish)
Lineage: Eukaryota; Metazoa; Chordata; Actinopteri; Gonorynchiformes; Chanidae
Gene: lmx1bb
Product: LIM homeobox transcription factor 1, beta b
Exons: 8
Coding region: 1-1212 (403 amino acids)
Biological process (GO): regulation of transcription by RNA polymerase II; neuron differentiation
Cellular component (GO): nucleus
Molecular function (GO): RNA polymerase II transcription regulatory region sequence-specific DNA binding; DNA-binding transcription factor activity, RNA polymerase II-specific
Source: RefSeq, a predicted model, not a curated record
AUGGAUAUUGCAACAGGUCCUGAUUCACUAGAACGGUGCUUCACUACGGGAAAUAGGGCGCAGUAUUCAAAGAUGUUGGACGGUAUAAAAAUUGAAGACCAUCCGCUGCGGUCGGCACAAGCAACUCUUGGAGUUAUGCUAGGGACCGAGUGCCAUCACCAGGCAGUGUGCGAGGGAUGUCAGCGGCCCAUCUCUGACCGCUUUCUGAUGCGCGUCAACGAGUCCUCCUGGCACGAGGAGUGUUUGCAGUGCGCUGUGUGUCAACAGCCGCUCACCACCAGCUGCUACUUCCGGGAGAGGAAACUUUACUGCAAACAUGACUACCAACAGUUGUUUGCUACUAAAUGCAGUGGCUGCCUGGAAAAGAUUGCUCCUACUGAGUUUGUGAUGCGAGCCCUGGAGUGUGUGUAUCACCUCAACUGUUUCUGCUGCUGUGUGUGUGAUCGGCAGCUGCGGAAAGGAGAUGAGUUUGUGCUGAAGGACGGCCAGCUGCUCUGUAAAAGCGACUACGAGAAGGAGAAGGACCUGCUUGGCUCUGUCAGCCCAGACGACUCGGACUCAGAGAAAAGCGAUGACGAGGAGCUGGAUAUCAAGCCAGAGAAGGGGUCCGCCGGCCAGGGGAAAGGCGACGACGGGAAAGACCCACGGAGGCCCAAGAGGCCGAGGACCAUCCUCACCACGCAGCAGAGACGCGCCUUCAAGGCCUCGUUCGAGGUGUCCUCCAAACCCUGUAGGAAGGUAAGAGAGACUUUGGCUGCGGAGACAGGCCUGAGCGUUCGUGUGGUCCAAGUGUGGUUCCAGAACCAGAGAGCUAAGAUGAAGAAGUUGGCAAGGAGGCAGCAACAGCAGCAGGAGCAGCAGAACUCUCAAAGACUGGGCCAAGGUACAUCUUUCCCUUAUCACGUUCUUCUUCCAGAGGUGAUGUCCAGUAGAAUGGAUGGCAUGAUCAACUCUUACACGCCAUUGGCCCCAGCUCAGCAGCAGAUGGUUGCCAUAGAGAACGGCUACAGCGCGGACCCCUUUCAGCAGGGCCUCACCCCCCCACAGAUGCCCGGAAAUGACUCCAUAUUCCACGACAUCGACAGCGACACAUCUCUGACCAGCCUCAGCGACUGCUUCAUGGCGUCGUCGGAGGUUAACUCCCUGCAGGGGCGUGUGGGAAACCCCAUCGACCGACUGUACUCCAUGCAGAGUUCUUACUUUGCCUCAUGA